Molecule: messenger RNA, 1113 nt
Organism: Chelonus insularis
Lineage: Eukaryota; Metazoa; Arthropoda; Insecta; Hymenoptera; Braconidae
Exons: 4
Coding region: 1-1059 (352 amino acids)
Biological process (GO): sensory perception of taste; male courtship behavior; chemosensory behavior
Cellular component (GO): membrane; neuronal cell body; axon
Source: RefSeq, a predicted model, not a curated record
AUGGCAGUUUUGAACGAUAUAAAACCUUUAUUGUUUGGUGCGCGAAUAUUUGGUUGUACUCCACAUGAAAUCACUGACCGAGAAUUGGUAAUAACCAAAGUUGGCCAGUUUUAUUCAUUUUUUAUAGCUAUUUUAUUCACAUCUGUUUGUAUGCUUGAUUUUUAUCUGAAUGUCCACGAAAUAAUUGAAUUUAAAUUACGACUACUCGUGGGUUUACGUGUUUGUCUUUAUUAUUUUUGUGUUUUUGCUGAUGCCAUUAUCACUAUGGCUUGCAAUAAAAGUUUAUGCCUAACUAUUUCUCGUCUUCAUAGCUUUGACGUUGCCACGAAGUUUGCAGAAAAUAUGAGCUCUCGGUUGAAUAAAAGUUGUCAGUUUAUUGUGGUUAUAGUUAUCUUUUAUUGGGGUAUUGUUGGAUACUUGACCUAUUUAUGUGAAACACGAUAUGUUAUAUUUAAUGGUGUGGUGUAUGGAAUAGUGAAUGCUACCAUGUCGAUGCAAAUUCUCAAGUUCAUAGGGAUGUUGGUGUUGCUUUAUCAAAGAUUCCAACAUCUUGAUAAACUAGUUGUCCAGAGAAACAAUGCAAUAGAAAGCAUGAGUCUACAAGAUAUUCGAUGGCUGCAUCAUACUCUAGUCACAUCAGCAGAAGAAAUCAAUACUAUUUACACUACUCAGCUUUUUGUUUGGAUUUCAAUUAAUUCUCUCAAUGGUUUAUCAAGGAUAUACACUCUGACUACCACCGGAUAUGAUCAAGAAAUAUUUAUCAAAAUUCGUGAUUCUUUUUCUAUCAUAGCCUGCAGUGUUAAUUUAUUUAUCAUCUCAGCUUGCAGUCAUUUUACUGCUGUUAGAGCUAAUAAUAUAGGAAUAUCAACAUUUUUACCUCAAUUCUCAAUGCGUCGAAAAAAGACAUUGGAUAACGUAGAAGUAAUGGCAUACUUUUGUCUAAAGAAAUUACAUUUCUCUGCAGCCGCAGGUCUUAUCCAAGUUGAUCUUCCACUUUUGUUGACAAUUGCUGGAGCAAUAACAACAUACCUCGUUAUCCUUCAUGCAAUGAAUCCAUGAUAUAAUAUAAACAAUUAAUAUUUUUAUAAAGAAAAAAUUUUAAGAAAUAGUAUU